This is a messenger RNA of Naegleria lovaniensis, 2601 nucleotides long. RefSeq lists its product as uncharacterized. The record is from RefSeq and is a predicted model, not a curated record. Gene Ontology annotation, molecular function: ATP binding; ATP-dependent chromatin remodeler activity; zinc ion binding. Gene Ontology annotation, biological process: DNA repair; replication fork processing. The transcript is spliced from 3 exons. Bases 1 to 2601 code for a protein of 866 amino acids. Gene Ontology annotation, cellular component: nuclear replication fork. Lineage: Eukaryota; Heterolobosea; Eutetramitea; Acrasida; Naegleriidae.
AUGCAGUGCUCUUGUGGCGUGCAAGCCUCUCGGAAUGUAGUGAAAAAACCAGGACCAAACCAUGGACGAACAUUCUUUUCCUGUUCAACUCGGACGUGUAAAUUUUUCAAGUGGGGAAGUGGUUACGAGGACGCUUCCUCUUCUCAAAAUUCAUCAUCCAAUAGUCAAGAAAUUAAUAGUAAUGCGAAUAAUCAAUCAAGACAAAAUUUUCAACAUGCUCCGAGAAGUAGCGCAGAGUCAUCAUCACAGCAAGAUAACAGGACGAGGAGUCAAAAUAGUAGAGGUGCUUCUGUUCUCUCAAUUCCAAAGUGCAAGCAUGGAUUAGAUGCAAUUCUGUUAAAGGUGAAAAAGGAAGGACCGAAUCAAAACAAGUUGUUUUGGUCGUGUACUGAUCAAAAUGAUUCCUGUAAAUUUUUCGAGUGGUUUAAAGGUCAUCAACCUGACUAUGAGCAUUUAAUUAAUGUCAAUCCCAACAAGAAAAACAAUGACUUAACAACCAACGACGAAAAAGAUCCAAAAAAAUCAAAAAUUGAAAUGGAAAUUUGUACAUUAGAAAUGAAUGACAAUAACGAAUUUUCAAUGCGACAAUUUGAUACAGAUGAUACCAUUGAUGAAGACAUGCAAUCUAAGCAUAUGCAAAACUCAAUUGCUCUCAGACUCAUUGUGCCAAUAACUGCUCUUUCAACACUUAAAACACUUCUAUCUCAAUACAAGUGCUUAAAUCAAAAAGAAGAAAAAAAAGAAGAGGACGAAGAAUCAAACGCCAGAGUGACGAAUUUAUUUUAUGACUACACAAAUUACAAAUCAAUUUUAACAACUCUCAAGAACACAAACGAAAUAUCUUCCAAGUUCAAUAUUAUAGAGAUUCCUUCCUUCGUACAAAAACUGAUCGAAAAGUACCAAAACUUGAACAAACAAAAUAAUUCCAUAGACACAUGGGAAGGCAUUCCUCAAAAGCUUCAAGAGGCAUUACUGCCAUUCCAGAAAGCUGGUGUAGAAUUUGGAAUUAAGCGUCAGGGAAGAAUAAUGAUUGCUGAUGAAAUGGGUCUCGGUAAAACUAUUCAAUGUAUCGCGAUUGCAUGUCAUUUUUCGAAUGAAUGGCCGCUUUGGAUUGUUUGUCCAGGCUCACUUAAGGCAAAUUGGAAAAAAGAAAUACUCAAGUGGAUUGGCGGCAAUAGGUUGUGUAUUAAUGGGAGGGAAGAAUUGAUAACAUCUAGCCAAAUUAAUGUCAUUGAUAAUUCCAAUCAAAUUGAUGACGGAACAUCUGUUAUCAAUAUCAUAUCCUACGAUUUACUUGCCAAAGAUAACGUUAUAUCUAUAGUCGAAAACGAGUUUAAGGAAAACAAAAAUGGUAUGAUCAUUUGUGAUGAGUCUCAUUUACUGAAAAGCUUAUCAAGCAAGCGUUCACAAAACCUUGUUCCCUUGAUAGAGAGGGCUAAAAGAGUGAUUUUGGCUAGCGGUACAAGCUGCAUGUCUAGGCCGAUUGAACUUUACAGUCAAAUUAAGGCCAUUUUACCUGAUCACAAGAUUACCAAGCUGGAUUUUGGAUACAGAUAUUGUGGACUACAUCAACAACCUAGAAAUGAUUUGGAUUAUAAGGGUUCAAGCCGUCUUUCUGAGUUAUUUUGUCUUCUCUCGAACACAAUUAUGAUAAGAAGACUCAAACGAGACGUACUUAGCGAUUUACCACCAAAGAAAAGGACAAAAUAUUAUUUGCAGGUUAAAGAGGAACAUUUAAACAAGCUAAGCUCCAUUGGAGAGUCAAAUGGAAAACAAAAGAAAAGUUCAUAUUUUGGAAACGAUUGGCAAAAACUUCAGAGAGACAGAGACAUUGUUGCCAAGUACAUGAAAACAGCCGAAGCUAAAAUAGAAGGCAUCAAGCAGUACCUUCGAAAAUUAAUACCAAGACGUGAGAAGUUUUUAAUUUUUGCACAUCACCGAUGCAUGAUGGAUGCUAUUGAAGAGACGGUUAAAAUAGAGCUCGCAAAGCUAUCCAAGACAUUUUCGUCUCAGGUCAGUGAUGAUAUUUUAGACGCAGAUCCUUUUAAAGAAGACAAACGAUCUGACUCUCUUUCCAAGAAAUCGAGUUUUGACGAUGUUAUCGAUAUAGAUUUGCAAGAUGAAGACCUUGGACGAUUUUAUGUGGAGUUUGUUGACAAAGAAAGCAGAUAUUACGAUCUAGCUCUAAAUGGUCAAAAAGAAGAGAAAUCUACACAUUUGACAAGAAGUGUUGAGGAUAUUACCACUCCCAAGAAAAAAUCACUUACUUUUGGUAGCGGAUCGAUCGAGAAAUAUCUCAAACAAGUAUCAUCAGAGACCGCAACCUCUACAUCACCGAAUAAUACAUCUCCACCAUCCUAUCCCAGUCAUGAUGUUUCAGAACAAGAUAGCGAUGAUGUUAUGGAAAUCACUGCAGUGAUUGAUCAACCUUUAUCGAAAAGCAAAGCGUCACAAAAGCGUCCAAGUGCGCCUUCGAACAGCCACAAUAGCCCCAAAUCAAAAACUCAACCUUCUCCCAAAAAGAAGAAGCUGUCAUUUCCUCAACAGAAAAACACUCUCCUCUCCUAUUGUGGUGUCAGUACCUCUACCAAGACCGAUUGA